UUUAUUUAUUUUUCGUCUAGCCUUAAAAGGUGUGUAUGUUUCUAACCUAUUAAAUAGAUAUACUCACAAUUUGAACUUACUUUUUGUUAAUUUUGGCAUCAAUGGAAAGGUAAUUUAAAUUUUGUUUGAAUGAUAUAAUACUUUGCCCAACCCAUUACCUUUCCAUUGAUGCCAAAAUUAACAAAAAGUAAGUUCAAAUUGUGGGUAUAUUUAACUUUUGUUUCGUCCUAAUACUUAUGCCGACUAGUGUACACUGAAAAAACAAUUGAAACAAUUGAAAUUGAAAAUUCAAAUAUAUCGCUGUUUAAUGUAACACAAUUAUAAAUGCAGUAUUCAGUAAAUUAUAUACUUUCUUAAACAUGAUCACUAUGCGAGUGAAUCUACCCAUCUCCGUUUGUCUGUUUGAACGCUGUGAUUUCGGACACUAUAAAAACUAGAACAUUGAGUACUCCUAUUAAGGUUCCUUAGCUUUCGAUUUAUCGAAAAAUUGUUUUCCAAAUUAGCUACUCACACUCUAACGCCCACAAAAAUGUGUAAAGUGAAAUUAUAAUAUCACAAAAGUGGAUAUUUGAACUUUUGUUUGCUGUAGAAGAGAUCGUCACUAUAUUUUAACCUCGUUAAGAGAUGUUUUUGCUUGAUAUGUUUUGUAGCGGCAAUAGCAACGAUCUGCAAGAGUGUACAAACUUCGGCUUCCCGAAAUUAGCUGCCCUUCAUAUUUAACAUAGUUUUCUAACAUAUUUCUUCCCUUUUUUUUUGAGAAAAUGAGUUUCCAAUUGCACGAAAUGGAAAAUGUGCCAACGCCGGUGGAGGAGAGUAGGUCUGGUGGCCUGGAUGGGCGGAUCCAACGCCUGGAGGAAGUAGUCCACGCGAUGAGCUCUGAGGUCAGCAAAAUGAGUACGGAUAUGGCGGAGUUGAAGGCCGUGAACUCGGCCAUUCUCGACUCGAAAAUGGCACCAGUAGAGCCAAUCCUAAAGGCCGACUUCCCCAUCCGGUCGAUAGACCAUUUAAAGGAGGUGGACGAAAAGAUUUACGGGAAAAUGGAAAAACACGUACCGCUCUUUAAAUCCAUUUUGGGGAAUAAUUUAAUAAAAAACUUGGACCAAAUAAUAAGCCCUGAAGUAAUCAUGCAAUUAAAUUACAGUGGGUCUAGACAUAAAUAUGGACUUGCAAAUUUCCACAACUUAAAUUCAGUCCUGCAAGAAUCACUAAAACGGGAAGGAUAUUCCUUAUUGGAAUAUAUAAAAGACGUCCGGUUGGCCUUUAUGCGCCAAAAAAAUAAAAUAUAUAAGGGGAGAAGCGCAUUAAAGAAGGCCCGCCAGGAGCCGAACCGUACGAUUCUGACUCUGAAUAAGAAUAAAUAAAUAAAAAUAUGAAAUUGAAA
Molecule: messenger RNA, 1381 nt
Organism: Drosophila suzukii
Lineage: Eukaryota; Metazoa; Arthropoda; Insecta; Diptera; Drosophilidae
Source: RefSeq, a predicted model, not a curated record